AUGAACGAAGAAUGCCAUUCUCGGCUAAAAAGGAUAAGAGGCCACAUGGUGGUCCACCACGGACCACUGAAAGAGCAUGCAUGCUUCUGGUCUCUCUUCUUGAAUAUCCUAGGUGGGUCACCGCCGCUUUUCAACCAAAUUGUUGGAGAAGAGAAGCUCCUGCUUUAUUAUACCAAAGUCAAAUUGGGCUCUCCGCCAAAAGAAUUCAACGUGCAGAUUGACACUGGAAGUGAAAGCUUGUGGGUUGCCUGCAAUUCCUGCAGUGAUUGCUCCCGGUCUACUUGGCUUCCCAUUCAGCUCAGUUCCUAUGAUUCUGCCAGCUCAUCAACUGCACGGUUGAUCCCCUGUUCAAUGUGCACCUCCGAAUUUCAAGCCAAAUGUUCUCCUCAGACUAACCAGUGCAGUUACAGUACUCAAUACGCAGAUGGAAGUGGGGUACUUGGUCAUUACGUAUCGGAUACACUACAUUUUGACCGGAUGCAGGGGCAAUCCUAUAUUGACUCUUCAGCAUCCAUUAUUUUCGGGUGA
Prunus armeniaca (apricot) is the source of this 528-nucleotide messenger RNA. Lineage: Eukaryota; Viridiplantae; Streptophyta; Magnoliopsida; Rosales; Rosaceae. The record is from the annotation of a GenBank genome assembly.